Messenger RNA from Penicillium verrucosum, 957 nucleotides. RefSeq lists its product as uncharacterized. The transcript has a single exon. Lineage: Eukaryota; Fungi; Ascomycota; Eurotiomycetes; Eurotiales; Aspergillaceae. The coding region runs from base 1 to 957 and encodes 318 amino acids. The record is from RefSeq and is a predicted model, not a curated record.
AUGUCUCCUUCUAUUCUCAUUGUGGGUGCCACAGGCAACACUGGCCAAGCUGUCGUUGAAACCCUACCGAAGUUGCUUCAAUCAAGCAAUGCCUUGUCUGACCACCGUGUCAUUGCCCUUACUCGUUCCUCAAAGAGUCCAGUGGCACAAAGACUUGCCAAGGUGUCUGGAGUUGAAGUGAUAGAGAAGAACUGGGUUGAUAUCACCUCCGACUGGCUCCGUGAGCAUCAAGUAACCAGAGCAUUCAUUGCCCCACACAAUAAUACGAACGCCUUCACCGAAGAGUCCACAUUCCACAUUGCUGCCUUGAAUGCCGGUAUCAAAUACGUCGUGCGAAUCUCGACCACUGCUACCAACGUCCGCGCAGAUAGUCCCGCUUUCUAUGCACGUACGCAUUGGGCGGUCGAGGCUCUCCUAAGCUCGCCCGAAUUCACCAACCUACAGUGGACUUCACUCCAGCCCAAUAUCUUUUCGGCGUUCUACCUUUCCCGUGCUGUUGAAUUUAUCAAACACUACCGUAAAACUGGAAAGCAGGGCCAUCUCAAGUUGAUAGUGUCGAAGGAUGCACCUGUCGGUAUAAUAGACUCUUCCGAGGUUGGGGUCUUUGCGGCUCAUCUCUUGUCCCAAGAAGACCCUUCUGUUCACAACAAGGCCAAAUAUGUCCUGAAUGGGCCAGAGGACAUUACUGGGCAGCAGAUGGUGAACUUGGUUGAGCAGUACAUCGAUACGCAGGUUGAAAAAGUCAGCUACCAGGACACAUCAUUCAUUGAACAGAUUUGGGAGCACCAGUAUGCGGGAACCAAUGAAUCAAAGAGCGUGAUUUCUUCUCUCAAAUAUGCUCUGGUGACAGCAUGGGAAGGAAAAUGUUCAACUUCAACCACGAGCAAAGCAGUACUGGAGAUCGCUGCACCCAAGAUUACACUUAAUGAGACGUUGAAGGGCCUUCUGGAGGAGUAA